UCCGCGUUCCUCGUCGGCCGUCUCCACUUUUCCACACACACACACAAAGCCACACACACACUUUUCCGCCGAAAGCGAAAUGCUUUUCUAGUUGUUCUUCUUGUGGUUCUUGUUUGGCUCUUUGGCUCUUUGGCUGUUUGGCUGUUUGGCUGUUUGGCUGCUUGGCUUUUCCCACUAUAUAUUUUUGCGGCAUCGCGCAAUCGGAAUCGGAGGAGACUCUUGCUAUCACAGUCGUCGUUCUUCAGUCGUUCAGUCGAGUGCGUGGUCGUGAGCGAAUCGGUCGAGCAACUCCCUCGCCAAAAAAACAACACGAGACAAGAUGAUAAGGGAAUCGAGUUGAAAUAAGAUAUAAUAAAUAUAUUGCCAGUCAGUCAGUAUACAGCCCAGUCAGUUAGUCGAGCAGGGAAGCACAAACCAACAAACAAAUAAACAAACAAACAAGCGAGCGAACAAACAAACAAACAAACAGAUAAACCAACAAACAGGAAGACGAAGAACGUGCGGAUUUAAUAUUGAGUGCGAAACGAUUUGAGUGUGGCAGAAUAUAUAGUAUAUCGCCAUGACUGAGUGGUGCGUUGAGUUCCUCGAGCAAUCAGCGGUCAGUAAUGGAAUAAAACACUUGCCCCAAGUGCAACCGAUUUGCGAUUCCGAUUGCCUGCGAUUCGAUUCAUCAGUUUUCGAAAACUAAUCACCUGCCUCAGUGCGAUUUUGAGGCGAAACUUUUCUCACAAAACAAAAAAGAAGAAAAACCGGAAACCAAACGAAGCAAAAUAAAUUGCAACUCAAAUGGAGCUACAGAUAAAUAGGCAGCUAUGCUAAUAUUAUGACUGACUGUCAGAAAUGUAUCGCUGCAUAAAUACAUUUCGCAACUGUUGUGAAUAGGAAAGAGGAAUCUACAAUCAGAACAUAUUGGAGCGAAACUAAUUGCAAGACGAACCGAAAAUGGGAAAUCAAUCAAAAGCCGAGGAAAGCUAACGAAAAGCAUUUGAUUAGAAGAAAGUCAAUGCCGCCAAAAAGUUGGUCGACUGCGUACGAAGAAGUACUCCUGGCAGUAUCCAAAAUUCAAUUACCGACUGCCUAGGGCUUUCUAUAUACACACACAUAACAUAUAUAUAUAUAUAUAAGAAUAUAUAUAUAUAUGUAGAUAUCCACAACACCAUUUUGCCGGACCACAAACAUAAUGCGAAACGAUGGAAGUCAACUUAAUGGAUGGAAUGGCUGAAAUAAACUAAUUACCGCCUGCGGUUAUAUAUCUGAUUAUCGGAUACGGAUCUGGAUUUGGAUUCGGACUGGGAUUCGGAUUGGGGUUCUGGGCUCUCAGUUCCGGAAUCGGAAGGUUAAGCAGGAUAUGACGAAGAAGCAAUCACACAGUCGGUCGGACAAUCCACUCUGCCCAAAUCGGGACACAAAGAUGAGCUUCCCACAGCCGCACAAUUUGCCGGAUGCGCCUGCGAAUGGCGGCAAGAUGCUGGUCUACGGACUGGGACUUCUAAUUAUGAUACCAGCUUGUACGGCUGGCCCCCAUGAGAAGCGAUUGCUGCACGCCCUUUUGGACAACUACAACAGUUUAGAACGUCCGGUGGUCAACGAAUCCGAUCCAUUACAACUGAGCUUCGGACUAACACUCAUGCAGAUUAUCGAUGUGGAUGAAAAGAACCAACUGCUUAUAACAAAUAUUUGGCUCAAAUUGGAGUGGAAUGACAUGAAUCUUCGUUGGAAUUCCAGCGAGUUUGGAGGUGUACGCGAUCUGCGGAUUCCACCACAUCGCUUAUGGAAACCGGAUGUUUUAAUGUACAACAGUGCGGACGAGGGCUUUGAUGGAACGUAUGCCACAAAUGUUGUGGUGCGGAACAAUGGGAGCUGCCUGUAUGUGCCACCGGGAAUAUUCAAGUCUACGUGUAAGAUCGACAUUACGUGGUUUCCAUUCGACGAUCAAAGAUGCGAGAUGAAGUUUGGUUCGUGGACCUACGAUGGUUUUCAGUUGGACCUGCAAUUACAGGACGAAGCAGGAGGGGAUAUUUCUAGUUUUAUAACGAAUGGCGAAUGGGACUUGUUAGGUGUGCCCGGUAAACGAAAUGAAAUCUACUAUAAUUGCUGCCCAGAACCUUAUAUUGACAUAACAUUCGCCAUUCUGAUCAGACGCAAGACACUGUACUAUUUUUUCAAUCUGAUCGUGCCGUGCGUACUGAUCGCCUCGAUGGCACUGCUAGGGUUUACACUGCCACCAGAUUCUGGUGAGAAGCUUUCGCUUGGAGUAACAAUUCUAUUAUCGCUUACAGUCUUCCUGAACAUGGUGGCCGAAACCAUGCCGGCCACAUCCGAUGCGGUGCCGCUGCUUGGAACUUAUUUCAAUUGCAUUAUGUUUAUGGUGGCCUCAUCAGUUGUGUCAACCAUACUUAUCCUCAAUUAUCAUCAUAGAAAUCCAGAUACGCAUGAAAUGAGUGAAUGGAUAAGAGUAAUAUUCCUUUAUUGGUUACCUUGCAUAUUGCGCAUGCAAAGACCCGGACAGGUUGGCUACGAAUGUCCGCCGCCGCCCUCCUCCUCGAGUUCCUCAAACUCCGGCGAGAAGAAGCAGCAGAUACAGAACGUUGAGCUCAAGGAGAGAUCCUCCAAGUCUCUGCUGGCCAAUGUCCUCGACAUAGACGAUGAUUUCCGCUGCAAUCAUCGGUGUGCCAGCGCCACCUUGCCGCACCAGCCGACCUACUACAGGACCAUGUACAGACAAGGCGACGACGGCAGCGUGGGACCUGUAGGACCAGCUGGCCCCGUUGUAGAUGGCCGAUUGCACGAGGCCAUUUCCCACACCUGUCUCACUUCCUCGGCGGAAUACGAGUUGGCGCUGAUACUCAAGGAGCUGCGCUGGAUAACCGAACAGCUCAAAAAAGAAGACGAGACAAGCGACAUCACACGAGAUUGGAAAUUUGCUGCCAUGGUCGUCGAUCGUUUGUGCCUUAUUAUUUUCACCUUGUUUACUAUUAUCGCGACCCUUGCUGUGUUAUUUUCAGCGCCUCAUUUCAUUUUUCCGUAAGCGGAAGUGCGGCUCGAGGAAAAAUGAAAAUCGAAGCGGAAAAUGACAUGCCACUGGAUACGAAGAAGAUGAUGAAGAAGAAGAAGAAAUAGAUGUAGAAGAAGAAGACGCUGGUGCUUUUCUGUGAAGUGAAUAAAGCCAAUCAAAAUAUUAGGAACAACAGAAAUCAAUUGAACCCGAGAACCUAAGCUUUUCAAACUGAAAUACGUUGACAGUCAAAGAGUUUUGCUAUUUAAAAUUUUUAUAUUUUUAACGAUGUGUCUGAUGGUUAUAAAAACAAAAAGCAACAUAUUAUAAUGAAUUGAGUAACGUAUAUAGAGUAACGUAUGUACGUAUGUGAAUGCAUUUUGUAUAAAACCAAUGAGAAUUCAAGUCGGGCUAAAACAAUAACUGUCUGGGCUCAAAUGUACGUUGCCGUGUACAUUCAAUUCGCCCAUGAGAUACAGAUACAAAGCAGAGGUUUCUAAAUCGCGGAGCGCUCGUAGAUGCAAUCCACCUCCCUCUAAAGAAAAAAACAACAAAAACACAAAGUUUGAGGAGCGCCAAAAAUACACUCAACAAAACCAAACCCAAAACCGACUUAAGAACGCAAUAAAGAACACGACAUUUAAGGAUAUACAUAUAUGUAUACAGCUUCACACUAUUAUUAAAUAAAACUAGUACUUAAAUAGUCUGUAUGUCACGUUCAACAGGUUUUAAAUUACUGCCCAACUGUUUCAGUUUCACACUUUACCGUAUAAUUUUCUAUUUAGUAUUUCUAUUCAUUUUCGAUCCCAUGCUAUUCGAUUUUGAUAAAUGAAUAAGUGUAUACAAAUGUGUUGCUAUGAUAUAAAAAGGAUUAGCAAAUACGUAAUCCAGUCACGAGAAAAUCAAAGUGAGCGAAAGCUAGAGAGUUGAUAGUGAAAAUUGUUCGCGAUAAGAAACUACGCUUCAACGCAAAAAAUGUCAUUUAUCUGAAAUGAUCGCACAAUAAACUCAUAAUGAAAGCCGUCAAAAUUGAACACACACACUAACACAAUAAAUACACACACAAACACACACACACACGCAUCACAGUUGUGAGAGAAAAUACUAUUGAAAACAAAAAACAAUACUUGCUAAAUUUAUCGAAUUGCACUCUGCAAAUAACCCAAAAAAAAUACGCAAUUUCGUAUAGAGAAACACUGAUUGCAUUUUAAAAAACAAAAAAACGAUACGCAGUGCCGAAAUCAUGGAGCACAGUACACAGAGAAUUGAAAAAUAUUUGCUAGCCAUUAGAAAAUAAAAUAGAGGACAACUUAAUCAAGGCUUUCCUACUGGUUCGUCAGAGCCUGAAUUUUAUAAUAUUUAUUUGCACAGUAUGAAGUCGAAACUGGAAAGUCGAAACUGGAAAGUCGAAACGCGAAAGUCGUUAGUCGAAAGGAUUUGAAGAACGUUAGAUAAUAAUAAUGGUAGUGUAGUUUCUUGCAGUCUUAUCAACUCAACAACAAUUUCUAAAAAUUGGCCUACGUAAUAUAUGGCGAAUAUUUCUUGUACUCUGCAGAUAUUUUUUGUGGGGGAACAAUUUCCGACAAUUGGUUAAAUAGCAAAAUUUCUGCUGGCAAAGAUGUUUUUCAAUCUGAGUACUGGACUUAAAGGCAAACGAACAUAACUUAUCUUAAACAGAAAAGCUAACAUAAAUUAAAAGGAAAAACAUAAACUAAAUUGUAUGAUAAUGUUAAACACAAGUAUAAAGUUAACUAUUUUUAAAUGAAAAAAAAAAUGAGUGUCAACAGCAACGAAUGCCGAAUAUAAAGAGCGUUAAAAAAAGAUAUUCCGAAAGAGUAUAGUUUUCAGACAGAAAGAAUUGCAGAUAUUCAUAAAUACAAAGAAAAAUAUAUCACUACAGUCAAACUUCCAUAACUCAACCUUACCUAACUCGAAGUCUCUAUAAGUAAAACUAGUUGUAUUGGCAAACCAAUAAAUAUAAAUACACGACAAACCAAUUCAAUAAAUCGAAGCCUCCAUAACUCGAAUUUUUUUUUUUGGCGGCAGAUGAUGGCUUGCGUUAUUGAAGUUCGACUGUAUCUUUAAAUUCCCAAAACAAAAAAGUGCAAGUUAGAAUACAAGUUAGACUUAACACAUUUUUAAACUAAAAUUAAAGCAACAGCAAAAAGUUAACAGAAAAUUAAUGAGAACAGUAAAAAUCUAGAUUAAACAAGUAUGUAAGACCGAAACUGGAAACAAUAAAAUGUUUACAUUUUAGCUAGUGCACAUUGGGCCGAUUUGAAACAUUUGGUUUUGAACCAGGUAAACAUAAAAUAAGAGCAUUUUCGUAUUACAAAUGUUCAACACGCUAACAAAAACUAAUUUACAAUAUACAAUUUGAAAACGCUUCACAAACGUCUUUAUUAUUUUCUGAAACCGAAUUUUUGUAGCGUAUUGAGUUUAGUCCUGUUUUUUUUUUUUACGCAUAUUUAAUUGUAUAUCUCGGCCGACCCUGUGAUUAUUAUUAAAAGUGCUUUGAUCAGCA
Messenger RNA from Drosophila ficusphila, 5519 nucleotides. RefSeq names its product neuronal acetylcholine receptor subunit alpha-7 (gene nAChRalpha7). Gene Ontology annotation, molecular function: transmembrane signaling receptor activity; acetylcholine-gated monoatomic cation-selective channel activity. Gene Ontology annotation, cellular component: neuron projection; postsynaptic membrane; synapse. The coding region runs from base 1349 to 3028 and encodes 559 amino acids. Gene Ontology annotation, biological process: monoatomic ion transmembrane transport; chemical synaptic transmission; nervous system process. The record is from RefSeq and is a predicted model, not a curated record. NCBI's taxonomy places the organism in Eukaryota, Metazoa, Arthropoda, Insecta, Diptera, Drosophilidae. The transcript has 16 exons.